AUGAGGUUCUUAAAUUACCGUAAUGGUGUAUUUGUGCGUAUAUUAGCGAUUGCUAUAUUAGUUAGUAUCUGGGUAUUUUUUUCCAAACCUGAGUUAUCAUACAUUAAACCGACCAUUGAUAUUAAUAAUAAAGAUGUUAAAGAAGAAGAUAUUAAAUUGAGUGCUGAAGAAAAAAAGGCUGAGCUUAAGAGAGUUGAUGGCAGUAUCAUGCCUAGCAUGCCCGAUUUAGAGGCCAAACAAGAAUUAGGUCGAGCAUCUUGGAAAUAUUUCCAUACAUUGUUGGCUAGAUUUCCAGACACACCAACAGACGAAGAAAGAGAUAAACUGAGUGUAUUUAUAAAUUUAUUUGCAGAAUUGUAUCCCUGUGGCGAAUGUUCGUAUCAUUUGCAAAAAAUGAUUAAAAAAUACCCCGUGCAAACAUCCAGCAGAACAUCAGCAUCCUUAUGGGGAUGUCAUAUACAUAAUGUAGUGAAUAAACAUUUAAAAAAACCUGAAUACGAUUGCUCUACUAUCCUUGAAGAUUAUGACUGUGGAUGCGGUGAUGACGAGAAGAAUAUAAAGUUAAAUAAAGUUUCAAUUAAUAAAGAAGAGAAACAAUUAGGAUGA
Tetrapisispora phaffii CBS 4417 is the source of this 606-nucleotide messenger RNA. RefSeq names its product flavin-linked sulfhydryl oxidase (gene ERV2). Gene Ontology annotation, molecular function: flavin adenine dinucleotide binding; flavin-dependent sulfhydryl oxidase activity. The record is from RefSeq and is a predicted model, not a curated record. Gene Ontology annotation, cellular component: mitochondrion. Lineage: Eukaryota; Fungi; Ascomycota; Saccharomycetes; Saccharomycetales; Saccharomycetaceae. The transcript has a single exon. Bases 1 to 606 code for a protein of 201 amino acids.